Molecule: messenger RNA, 1460 nt
Organism: Pseudoliparis swirei
Lineage: Eukaryota; Metazoa; Chordata; Actinopteri; Perciformes; Liparidae
Exons: 6
Coding region: 61-759 (232 amino acids)
Source: RefSeq, a predicted model, not a curated record
GGCACAGUGAGAGAGAAAGAUCGUCAUAGCGGAGGACAUAUAGGGAAGGAGAAGAAGAAAAUGGAGAGAACCCCUCGGCCUGAAAUGGGUCGGGAACGGGGUAGAAGACGGUCUGUAACCAGGGUGAUGGAGGAUGGGAUGUGUCGGCUGGUGGCCACACUGCCUCAGCUGGAGGAGCAGAAAUGCCCGGAUAUGUUUCGCUGCACGGACGAAGUGUCCUACUGGCUGCAGGAGAACGAGAGGAAGCAGCAGAUUGUGGCGCUGAAGGAGACCAUCUCUGAGCUGCAGGAGGCGCUGAGAAACCACCGGCACCGCGUCAAAGUCCUCGAGCUGCAGUCACGAACAGGAUUCGCCUCCUACUCUUCCUCGUGCUGCCUCGUGUGCUCAGCCAGGGAGCCUAUAUACAAACACAGACUCUCAGCUGCACAGAGUGAAGAGAGGAACCCCUCAAACACCUCCUUGGAAAGCCGCUUUCACGAGUUGGAGCAUCACUACACUGAAGCCACCACCCUGCUGCACCUGCAGGGCACCCUGAUCCUGGACCUCCAGAACCACCUCCAUAAUCUGACUCUUCUGGUGGAUGAAUUCAAAAGAAGCCCCGGGUGCUUGACCAACAUCCUCCAUGCCAACCCGCUGAUGAGUGCUCAAGAAGCUCGGCACUCAGAGCAUGUGAGGAACUGUCCCAUAGACUGCGCUUCCAUCUACUACAAUGGAGCGAGGAGUCAAUGGAGUGACGUUUGUCACCGUGACGACAGGUAGUACACAGGAGCAAUCCUCGCUGGAGGGCUCACGUGGGAGAUCUCUGAGACGCCGGAGUGAUGAUCCAGAAGGAACUGAAUGACAACAGAGAUGGCUGCAGGUGACUGGUGGGUACUCCAUGUUCUCAGAAGUGUUGACGUCUCUUUCUGCUGCAUAUUUUUGGAAAACAAACUUUAUACCGUGUCUUUUCGGGACACGAGCAUCUUUCAUUCAGUCACAUAGGAAGCAAGUUGUUCUAUUUGUUUACCUGUAUUUUGUAUUUUUAGUUUAAUACAUCAAUACUUGACAGACAGCCAAGAAAAUAAAAAUAAAAACGGGACAUUCUUGUGAUGAGGAGGUGAGGAGCUCCCAGAGGAGGCACGAGCAACAUGGCAGGAGGAUCAAAUCAAACUGUUUAUUAAAUUCUCUGCAUAUGGUCUUUGCUUAUUGCAUAUUUAUUAUUAUUUUAUUAUCCAAUUUCAUUUGUUUUUGAAUUUGCAGCCAACGAUGAGUUUAACCAUUUGAGUAAAUUCUCUUAAAAUGAAAAAGGGUUUUAUUACUAAAGCAUCAGAACACUAUUGUAUUAGCUCUAAUAACCCUUUGAUUUGAUAAGCGCUACUCUCUCACAGUACGAGGGUAUGGCGGAGAAGAUGUGCUAUACGAGGACUAUGUAUACAUACUGUAUGGAUUGUACAAUAAACAUAUAUAUAUAAGAAAUGUGA